Molecule: messenger RNA, 1077 nt
Organism: Brassicogethes aeneus
Lineage: Eukaryota; Metazoa; Arthropoda; Insecta; Coleoptera; Nitidulidae
Source: the annotation of a GenBank genome assembly
CGUCGGGUACAUAAACGUGGAAAGGUGUGUAUUAGGUCUGGGAAAACGCGCUCGCUUAAAUUCCGACGAUGUGAGCGAAAAAUUUGAGUUUCAAGAGCUGAAAAUUGAGAAAAAUGUUGUCGAAAAUGGUGAUGGUGUCAGUUAUAACUUUGGUGCUAGUGUCUUGCCUUACGCCGAUAGCAAACAGUUUGCUGUGUCCGAAGCCGAAUCACUAUUUAAACAGCCGCCUGCAAAAGUGCUUGGAGUGCACUGAGUGCCCCAAGGGUCAGCUCGUCAUCGCCCCCUGCGACGUUCAUAGGGACACUAUUUGCGGCCCUGUCGAGGAGUUUUUGAGGAGCGUCGACGAAAACAGACACAGACACAAGCACAAGCAUCACCAUCGCCAGCACGCGGGCCCCCACAAACUGGACCCGGCCCUCGUCAACAACAAUGUACCGAUGGACGUGCAGAUGGCCGCUUUGGACGCCGACGCCCCCUUCACCAGCGCCGAGACGCUGAUCUGGGACUGGCAAGCCGUCGUGCUCACCCUGGCCGUUUUCGCUUGCAUCAUUUUCUUCGUCGCCAUCACUCUGUACUCCCUGCACCAGGCGAGGCAAUGGAAGAGACUAAAAGACACGUUCGAAGCUGAUGUGGAAGAGCUGUCAGCGAAACUGAGUUUGAUGGCAGCGUCUGGCUCUUCGAGUGAGAAAGAACCGGGGAUGAUGAUGGAUGAAGAGAACGAAGACGAUUUUAGCGCGGCCUGCUCUCCAGAGGACGACUACAAAAAUAGAUGUGUAUAUUUAGAACAACUUUUAACUGUAAGGAAAGACCAGAAACUAGACAAGAAAACCGCACGACAGGGAAACGUUUACAUUGAGGAAUCUAUUUGAAAAAAAUCCGGAGAGAAAAAACAGUAUUGAACUAAAAAUUAAAAUAAACGCGAAGCAAUUUGUUUUUAAUUGCAGAAGAUUGAGGAACAUUAACAUUGACAGCCAGUAAAAAAGUAACAUUUUGUUUGUUUUGCAAAAAAGUAUAAAGUUCGUUUUUUGUUUUGAGUUUUAAAGCGUCAAAUUUAUAAUAUUUUCUUUUGUUGAUAUA